This is a messenger RNA of Fragaria vesca subsp. vesca, 1377 nucleotides long. RefSeq names its product high mobility group B protein 10-like. Gene Ontology annotation, molecular function: DNA binding. The transcript is spliced from 6 exons. The record is from RefSeq and is a predicted model, not a curated record. Bases 109 to 1080 code for a protein of 323 amino acids. Lineage: Eukaryota; Viridiplantae; Streptophyta; Magnoliopsida; Rosales; Rosaceae.
AUCGGAGAGUCCCAAUAUAACCUUGUAUGUUAUGGUAGGAUAGAAAUAGGGGAAAAUAAAUCUACCCCAAAAACCUAUCUUUACCCUCUUUUGAUUUUCUGACUAAACAUGUCUGAGGUGCCAACAACACCAAAUACAGGAAAGGAGGCUUCUUGCGCUAUUAGUCCAUCUCCACAACAACACCAACUGCUCACUAAUGGCUCUUCUUCUUCUUCAUCCCUCACCUCUACUUCAAAGGUCUACCCUCCACCCUCCGCCGAGUUUGGGGAUGUUGUUCAAAGCUCUGACCUUUUCUGGCACAAGCUCAAGGAGUUUCACGCUUCCCUAGGAACCAAAUUUAUGAUUCCUACCGUUGGAGGAAAAACUCUGGAUCUGCAUCUCCUUUUCGUAGAAGUCACAUCUCGUGGUGGCAUUGAAAAGGUGAUUAGAGAUCGCCAAUGGAAAGAAGUGAUUGUGGCCUUCAAUUUCCCAUCAACUAUCACCAGCGCAUCAUUUGUCUUACGGAAGUACUACUUGUCUUUGCUCUAUGACUUUGAGCAGGUCUAUUAUUUCCGUAAAGAAGUUCUUAGAAUCCCAGUGCAUGAUCCGGAAGGCAAGAACCUUGACAAUGGGUCAGCACGGAAGCUAAGUACCAUCCGGUUUCAAGGUCAGGCCACCCAGAUAGUAAUGCAACCAGGCGGUUCCAUUACGGGAACCAUUGACAGAAAAUGUGAAGAGGGAUAUGUCAUUACUGUCCACUUGGGUUCUGAAGUUCUGACUGGUGUCUUGUACCAUCAUCCUGUGGCUGUGUCUCAGAAUUUUUCUGAGAUGCCUACUCAACGGCACCGAAAGAGAUCCAGGUUGGCAACACGUGAUCCCUCUCGGCCCAAGUCCAACAGGAGUGGCUAUAAUUUCUUCUUUGCUGAGCACUAUGCUAGCUUAAAGCCUUUGUACUAUGGCCAAGAGAGAGCCAUCAGCAAGCAAAUUGGGUAUCUAUGGAACAACCUUACAGAGGAUGAGAAACAGGUUUAUCAGGAAAAGGGGUUGCAGGACAAGGAGCGAUACAAGACCGAAAUGAUGGAAUAUAGAGCACAGCAGUAAUAGGCUUUAUUUUAGGUAGACACAUGUUUCCUUUUGUAUGUUCUUGUUGUUGUAGCAUUAGGUGGUGUUGUUCCCGUGGUUUCAAGUUCAGUUCUCUUUGCAAAGGCUAUCCACCCCAGUCCCAUUGUGCCCCUUUGCAAAAAUUGUGGAAGGGGUGAAAAUCGUAGCUUUGCGACAUAACAGUUGAAUUUGUCUAUCAUUUGGGAUUUCAGGUAACUUUAUUGUAGUAAUCGGCUGGUAGCUAGUUGUAGUACACAGAAUCAAAGUUUGUUAUUGUACCGAAGCCAAAUUGCAUUU